This is a messenger RNA of Paramecium sonneborni, 842 nucleotides long. NCBI's taxonomy places the organism in Eukaryota, Ciliophora, Oligohymenophorea, Peniculida, Parameciidae. The record is from the annotation of a GenBank genome assembly.
UUUGGAUUGUAUAUCAAAUAUAUUGAUGCAUAAAUUAAGAUAAUUACAAGAAAAAGAAGAGCAAUCUCUUUCAACUGAAUAAGUCUUUGUACCUUUCAUCAAAGAACGAGAUUCUUUAGGCAAACUGUAAACUAACCACAAAAGAAAUAUUUCACAUAAAUAAGUAUUAAAAAAGAAAUCUGAUAAAAAAAAUGUAUGAUAUAUUAAUUAAUACAAAGAAUGUUAUAAUUAGUAAAAGCGUGCAUACUAAAUCAAAAGUUAAUUUUUUAAAAGAUGUUUACACAAUUAAUCAUAAUACUGUGUGGGCUAAUUUGACUUAGGUUUCUAGAUUGGAAAAAAAAUUCAACUUGAAAAUUCAGACUGAAUAUGUUGAACAAAAACCACUUUAAUUAUUAAACUAAAAAUUAUUUUUAAAUGAUGGUCUUGUUAAACAUAAAACACAAACUUAAUUGAAUAAUUCUCCUAAAUUAGGUAAAAAUCUUAGUAUGAAUACUAUUCCACCUAUAGGAUAUUAUCAACCUAAGGAUAUUUAAAUUAAAAGAUAACCUAUGUUUGUUAAAAUGACUCAAUAAUAGGAAACUAAUAGAUAAAUUAAAAAGGUGAUAAAAACAGAAUGUUCUUAAACAACUUAAAUUCCUAAAUUGGAAUUCUCAAACAUAAAAAUAUAAAAUAAAAUUCCAUAAGAAUUAUUAGAAAAAGCAUAUUUAACAGAGAGAAUAUCAACACAACAACGAUUUAGAUACACUCCUUUACAUUUUGAUAAUGAAGAAAUAGAACUUUAAGAAUCUAAAAUAAAUUAAUUAAGAUAAUUUUAUCAAAUAAUGAAAAAUAGUAUUUCUUGA